GCGCCCUGCCCUUUGAGCCCGGGCAGCUCCCGCGCUGGCAGGCUCGUCUUGGGGGAUCGGGGACCAGCCCGGUCCGGCCUCGCGGGCUGGGGAGCAGUCGGGCGCGGGCCCGCAGGCGACAUGCUGCGGCUGCUGGCGUCCGGCUGUGCCCAGGGCUCGAGGGCCUGGGCGGGCGCACGUCCUGCCGCGGGGCUCUGCGACCCGCGGCGCGGCCAGGCCUCCGACGCCCCCCGGAACCAGCCCCCCAGCUCCGAGUUCGUGGCCCGGUCGGUGGGCGUCUGCUCCAUGAUGCGGCUGCCCGUGCAGGCCUCCCCCGAGGGGCUGGACGCUGCCUUCGUCGGGGUGCCCCUGGACAUCGGGACCUCCAACCGGCCCGGGGCGAGGUUUGGACCCCGGCGGAUCCGGGAAGAGUCAGUGAUGCUGCGGACAGUCAACCCUAGCACAGGGGCCCUCCCCUUCCAGUCCCUCAUGGUCGCAGACCUGGGCGACGUGAACGUCAAUCUUUACAACCUUCAGGACAGCUGCCGGCUAAUUCGAGAGGCCUAUCAGAAAAUUGUAGCAGCUGGCUGUGUUCCUCUGACUUUGGGUGGAGAUCACACAAUCACAUAUCCCAUAUUGCAAGCAAUAGCAAAAAAGUAUGGCCCUGUGGGGCUGCUGCACGUGGAUGCCCACACGGACACUGCCGACAAGGCCCUAGGAGAGAAGCUGUAUCACGGGACGCCCUUCCGCCGGUGUGUGGACGAGGGACUCCUGGACUGUACGAGGGUGGUGCAGAUUGGCAUCCGUGGCCCCUCCAUGACCUUGGAUCCCUACGGAUACAACCGGAGCCAGGGCUUCCGGGUGGUCCUGGCUGAAGACUGCUGGAUGAAGUUGCUGGUGCCUCUGAUGGGGGAAGUGAGGCAGCAGAUGGGAGGCAAACCCAUUUACAUCAGCUUUGAUAUCGACGCCUUGGAUCCUGCCUAUGCCCCAGGGACAGGGACACCUGAAAUUGCUGGUCUCACCCCUAGUCAGGCUCUGGAGAUCAUCCGCGGUUGUCAAGGCCUGAACGUGGUGGGCUGUGAUCUUGUGGAAGUCUCGCCGCUGUACGAUCUUUCUGGUGAGUGA
Messenger RNA from Propithecus coquereli (Coquerel's sifaka), 1104 nucleotides. It is a transcript of the gene AGMAT, whose product is annotated as agmatine ureohydrolase (agmatinase). Lineage: Eukaryota; Metazoa; Chordata; Mammalia; Primates; Indriidae. Gene Ontology annotation, molecular function: agmatinase activity; metal ion binding. Bases 121 to 1104 code for a protein of 327 amino acids. The record is from RefSeq and is a predicted model, not a curated record. The transcript has 6 exons.